This is a messenger RNA of Erythranthe guttata (spotted monkey flower), 622 nucleotides long. NCBI's taxonomy places the organism in Eukaryota, Viridiplantae, Streptophyta, Magnoliopsida, Lamiales, Phrymaceae. The record is from RefSeq and is a predicted model, not a curated record.
GGUUGUACUUUACAAAACCCAUGGUACAAUCUGUAGAAAAGAUCGGGCGCCAAAAGUCAACGAAAUGCGCAGUAGCGAAAGAGCCAUGAUCGCCAUUGCAAUUGCGUGCAUGGGCUUUCUCUGCGGUGCGAUUGCUACAGUUCCUGAACUUGGAUCCACUCGUGUAGUCUUCCAGACAAAUUAUGGGGACAUUGAAUUUGGUUUCUACCCGAGCGUUGCACCAAAAACAGUCGAACACAUUUUCAAGCUUGUUCGUCUAGGAGGCUAUAACACCAAUCAUUUCUUUCGGGUAGAUAAGGGCUUUGUUGCCCAGGUGGCGGAUGUUGCUAGCGGAAGAACUGCACCAAUGAAUGAAGAUCAGAAAUUAGAAGCUGAAAAAACUAUCGUCGGUGAAUUCAGUGACGUCAAACACGUGAGAGGCAUUCUUUCCAUGGGAAGAUAUUCUGAUCCAGAUAGUGCACAGUCUUCUUUCUCGAUGCUUCUUGGAGAUGCCCCUCACCUUGAUGGCACGUAUGCAAUAUUUGGUAAAGUUACGAAAGGUGAUGAAACAUUGAGGAAACUCGAGGAAGUUCCUACACGGCGGGAAGGAAUCUUUGUAAUGGUAUAGCUUAUAAUUAUCUUG